Diorhabda sublineata is the source of this 1926-nucleotide messenger RNA. RefSeq lists its product as uncharacterized. Lineage: Eukaryota; Metazoa; Arthropoda; Insecta; Coleoptera; Chrysomelidae. The transcript has 9 exons. The record is from RefSeq and is a predicted model, not a curated record. The coding region runs from base 1 to 1905 and encodes 634 amino acids.
AUGGCGGAAUAUGGAGGUGAUGAUAGCUCCGAGGACAAUAUAUUUAUCGCUGAGCUAUCGCCUUCCAAAGGUGCUAUUGACGUGUUAGAUGUGAGUCAUAUCGAGAAAAAUAAAAUAUCACGUCCGAAAAGUAUCGCUCAUAAGUUCAAAAGCCUGGUAAAAGUAAAAAAGAAAAUACAUAAACCAGAAAAAUAUUUUACUGAUGGUAGAAAUGUGACAGAAGCGAAUGUAACAGACCUAGAUAAAACAAAACCUUAUAAAUACCCCACAUCGUAUGAGGAGCUGGGUCAUAAGAUAAUGACCAGAGCAUGGAGAAAAGGCGAAGUGAAAGAAGAUUUACAAGUACCCAUCCAUAAGAAACAAGGUUUAAAGGAGAAACUGAACAACGAUUUGUUUAAUAGAUUAUAUGUAAAAGUACCGCCUGAUAGUACGAAGACUAUACUCGAUCUUGAUCCUCAAUAUUUCAAAGUUGUCGAAGGGAGGCCAAUACACGAAUCAUUCAAUAGAAGAGAUUACAUAGAAACAGUUAGAGAUGUACUACGAACAAAAAUUCUGAUUGGAUAUCGAGAAGACGAUAUUGCUUUGAUCAAUCAAAAUUUGGCGAAUGAACAGAAAAUGAUUCAACAGAUUCAAGAAAACUAUCAAAUGUAUGUUAACGCAUUCGAAGAUUUGUUAUUCAGAGACCAUUUGUCUGCUAAACAACUUUUGGGUGAAUCUGAUGCCAUUGCUAAUGAAGCGUACGAUAAAUAUGAAGAAUAUAAGCGUCUGGCAAAGAAAUAUGGAGCAAUGAAAGCGGCUUUGUACAGUUCAGAAGAGAAAUGGGCAAAUUGUAGAAUGUACCAAAAGUUUCUUUACAAAAUCAGUCCGUUGCAAUGGAGAAAUGAACAUUCCAUCAAAGCGAUAGACGAAAAUGAAAUGGAUGACCACCUUACUGAACUUCGAGCUUCCUUGGUAGAAAAAGAUACAUCUUUAUCAGAAAUUAUAGAUUUUAUAAAAAUUGAAUGUGCCAACGAGCCACCACCAGAGCUUUAUUUUACAGAUACGGAUCAACUGAUAGACGUCUUUAGAUUCAUGGAAGUGCAGAAUUUAAAUUAUUUGCUGCACGCUGAAGAACUGUCAAUUCCAUUGGCGAAUAUCAAAGACGGUAUGAGAUUUGCCAAUCAAUUAUUCGAUGUCCAAAUAAACGACUUGGAACAAAGCAUUUCGGAUCUUGCUAGUGGUAUCGAAUGGGAAGAAAAUAGAGCAAAAGAACUAGAAAACUUGGCGCAAACGCUUAUAAGCAACGAUUUUAAAAAACUGAUAAUGAGUGAAGAGAUAUUGAAUUUGCACGUUUUUGUUGAAGAUGUAUAUGAAACGAGAAUCGGCCCGAAUGACGCGAAUAAUAGCAUGUUGGAAAUGAUGAAACAAAUAGAACAAAAAUAUAGAUACGAAGUUCUAAGUUUCGACAUGGUACCUGCUGAGCAAGUUGCUUUACUCGAAGGUACUUGCUACAAUGAACAAAUGAAAAUUAUGAAACUAGCUGAAAAGGCCGCCAAACAAUAUGCGGAGCUCAACACGCUUACGAAACAAUUGAACAAAGCUUAUGCUCCUCCAUUUAAACGAGGACUUGGAAAAGAGCCGAAGAACCGGUCCCAAGUAAUCGAUCCUCCUGUUAAAGUUGAACCUCCACCUAGGGAUCUCACCGAAGAGGAAGAAGAAUAUCUAGAGUACUUUACAGAUUUUUGCAAAUACACCGACGAUCCGACAAAAUACGGAAUUGACAGAUCAAGAAGCGGAAAAACAACGAUACCAUCGCAUGUUGUAGAUGAUGAAAAAGUAUCUGUUAGAACUCCAGGCCGAGCAAAAUAUGUAACUCGUAUUCACGGCAUUGAAUUUUUAGAGAAAAUUAUUAUGACAAACACGUAAUUAAAUAUAAAAUAUUUACCG